GCUUGAAAGCCAUUUGAAGUUUGCGCGCCCUUAUUCUCCCUUCCCCUUCACUCCUCACUUGCAAGGGUUUCUCUCUCUCUCUCUCUCUCUCUCUCUCUCUCUCUCUCUCUCAGUGCCCAGAGAAAUCCUUUACUUCACACCACAAUGACUUCAACCAGUCCACACCACCUCAUCGACGACGACGAUGAAUUCGACUGGGAAGCAGCCGUCAGAGAAAUCGACGUCGCCUGCCAAUCCACAAACCCCACCAUUUCAAGCCCAAAUGCACGCACUAAUAACUCCGUGUCUUCUUCUAGGCAGUCCACUCUCGAUAGAUUCAUUCAGAAGGCGGGACCCAGUGUCCGAUCGGAGGACCGGAUUGACAGGGAAAUCGAUCAGGACAGGGUCGAGGAAAUAGACCUAGAUAAGUUCCAGGGUAGUGGACGGGUGAGCUACGUUGAGAUCGAUGCCGAGGCUGCAAAAACCUGGAUUUACCCAGCAAAUGUUCCUCUUCGAGAGUAUCAACAAUCCAUAAGCAGGACUGCUCUAUUUUCAAACACAUUGGUGGCGUUGCCAACAGGACUUGGGAAGACUCUUAUUGCUGCUGUUGUAAUGUAUAAUUAUUUUAGAUGGUUUCCAGAAGGGAAAAUUGUUUUUGCCGCUCCUUCUCGGCCGCUUGUUUUGCAACAAAUAGAAGCAUGCCAUAAUAUUGUCGGAAUACCACAAGAAUGGACAAUUGAUUUGACAGGUCAAACGAGUCCUACGAAAAGAGCUUGCUUUUGGAAAGUCAAACGAGUUUUCUUUGUUACUCCACAAGUACUUGAGAGGGAUAUUCAAUCUGGUACAUUUGCGGUGAAAUACCUUGUGUGUUUGGUGAUUGAUGAGGCUCAUCGGGCAACGGGCAACUAUUCCUACUGCGUGGCAGUUCGCGAGUUGAUGGCUGUUCCUGUAGAACUCAGAAUAUUGGCUUUAACUGCAACACCAGGAUCAAAGCAUCAGACCAUACAGAAUAUUAUUGAUAACUUACAAAUAUCAACACUUGAGUAUCGCAAUGAAAGUGACCCUGAUGUAAGCCCUUAUGUGCAUGACAGAAAGGUUGAAUUAAUAGAGGUUGCCAUGGCCGAAGUUGCUGUUGAAAUAAACAAUAGGCUUUUGGAAGUAAUACGUCCGCUCUUUGCCAGGCUUUGUGCGCUUGGAGUGCUUCAGAAUAGAGACAUGCAGACUUUGAGCCCUAUGGAAUUACUUAACGCAAGGGAUAGAUUUCGUCAAGCACCUCCACUAGACCUUCCCCAGUUGAAGCAUGGAGAAGUGGAAGGAUAUUUGGGAGUCCUUAUUACUCUUUACCAUAUUCGCAAGUUACUGUCAAGCCACGGUGUAAGGCCAGCAUAUGAUAUGAUUGAGGAUAAAUUGCGACAAGGGUAUUUUGCACGGCUUAUGACUAGAAAUGAAGUUUUGCAGAAAUUAAAGCUUUUAAUGGAGCAAAGCUUGUCGCAUGGAGCUCCUGAUCCCAAAUUGUCGAAAAUGUUAGAAGUUCUGACUGAUCAUUUCAAAAUGAGUGAUCCAAAAAACUCUAGGGUUAUCAUUUUCUCAAACUUCAGGGGAAGUGUCAGGGACAUAAUGAAUGCAUUAAUGACCAUUGGAGACUUUGUUAAAGCUACUCAAUUUGUUGGCCAAAGUUCAGGAAAAACAUUAAAGGGACAAUCACAAAAAGUUCAACAAGCCGUUUUGGAGAAGUUUCGGGCUGGUGGAUACAAUGUAAUUGUUGCAACAUCAAUCGGUGAAGAAGGUUUGGACAUAAUGGAGGUUGAUCUUGUCAUUUGUUUUGACGCUAAUAUCUCUCCCUUGAGAAUGAUUCAGCGCAUGGGGAGGACCGGAAGGAAGCAUGAUGGACGAGUUGUUGUUUUAGCUUUUCAAGGGACAGAGCUGAAGGGUUACCUGCGGAAGCAAGCAAAUAACAAAUCUAUCAAUAAGCACAUGCGAAACGGGGGAAUGAAUAGCUUCAAUUUCCAUUCUAGUCCAAGGAUGAUUCCACAUAUUUUCAAACCAGAAGUUGUGUCAAUUGAGCUAUCUAUUGAACAAUUCAUUCCUCGUGGAAAGAAAGGGAAAGUGGAUGAUGCUAGCCAGACCCCCGUGUUUAAUGCCAAGCUAUCUGAUGCUGAGACUGAUUUAGUCGCUAAAUACUUCGACUCUACCAAAGAGAGUAUAUGGAGACCAUCCCUCAUCUCCUUUCCCCAUUUCCAAGCAUCUCCUUCUAGAGUGCUCAAAGUUUUGCAUUCAUCCAGAACAGAAAUGCUGAUUGAUGCAAUGCAACAUUUGCAAGGCUUAGCCAUAAUUAGAGACAACAGUACCAUCUUAGUUGAGGAUGAAGCCCUGUCAAAUCUGCACUUGGGAGUUGAAACUAUUGAGCAGCAUGAGCACAGUAAGGAAGCAGAUGAGGUUAAUGCGAGAAUAAAAGACUUUUCUGACCGGACAACUUCCUCCUGGUCAAGGCGCAAUGAAAACAAGAAUAUGCCGACAUCAAAAUGCAGCUCUGUUGCCCAGCAAGAGAAUGCAGUGGAUGUGGAUGACAAAAUUCUUCAGACCCCUGUUUCCAAAAUGAAUUCUUCCAACGAAGGAGAAUAUGUCAUUCUUGAGACACCUCAGGAAAGGAAAAGAAAAGUACAGUUAAUUGAUGAUUCGAGCAAUGGCUUGCGAGAUUUUGAGCUCAGUCCCCGGUUAUCUAAUUUUAUCAAGGCCGGUGUGGUUCCAGAGUCUCCAAUAGAUUAUGCGGGGACAUCAAAAGGUAAAGGGGUAGGUGAUUCAAUGGACCCAAACUCUUGCUCACCGGCUAAGUCAAAUAACAAAGAAUUCCCUAUGUCUUCAAUUCCUGAGAAGGAAGAAAAGAUGGUUUUGGAUAGCAGUGCUUGUGGAAGAAAUGUUCUAGCUUCUGUUACUGAAGAGAUUCAUACCCCUUUACCUAAUAGUAAAUGUGAAUCCACAAGAGGAAGCAUAUCUGCUAUUCGGAUCGUUGAAGACGUCAAAACCCCUUUGGCAAAUUCAACAACCAAUAGUUGUAGCAAAGACUGGUGUUUGGAUUCUGGAAGCAAAUCCGAAAGUAUUAAACAGGAAAAAAAGUUCAAAAGAUUGCGCAAAUAUGGAGAGCAAGGUAAACAGAGGCCUCUAGAUGGUGAUAUUGGCCCGAACAGAAAACCAACCAGAGCUUGUGGAAGUCCACGUCCGAUCCUGGUAAAGAAUGACAGAGGCAAGAGGAAGCCAGUAAAGGAUGUCAGAGACUUCAUCGAAGAAGAAGCUGAGGUAUCAUCAGAAGUUGAAGUGUCGGAUGAUGAGGAAGUUGAGCCGGACACUAAUUCCUAUGACGAUAGCUUUAUUGAUGACAGGAUUAAUCCUACACAAGCAAGUACUCAACCUGAAACCAGUGGAACUGAUAUGAUGGCUAUUUACAGGCACUCUUUACUCACUCAAUCACCGAUGGAAAGAGUACCUAAUGGUUGUACAGAUUUUAGUCCCACCUCUGUUGCUUCCAAGACCCGGAUGAGUGAUAGUGGGAGCUCGUCUGGGACGGUAAACCGUUCUCUUCAAACACCUCAAACCGGGUCACAGUCUGUUGCAAGGAUUUCAAAUUCCUUUCUGUUGAAAUCUAAGCAGAUAGCUACAGAAGAGAAGCCAUGCACAACAGAUGGUAUCCCCAGAGAAAAUGAAAGCAGGAUAGGGGGUCUGAAAAGGAAAUUGAGCUUUUACCCAGUGGGGUCAGUUCCUGCCAUAAAUCUGGAUCAGGUGUUCUUGUCCCACUCUGUAGCUGCUUGUAGAGAGACAUCAGUGCAGGAUCAAGUGCAAAAAUCCCAACCAAAUGGAGAUAUCUUUGAUGAUGAUCAGUUUUAUGAGGGUCUUGAUCUUGAUGCAGUGGAGGAAGAAGCUGCGAAACUACUCGGGUACAAAUCAGAAUUGCCAGUGAACAAAAAAGUGGUGAUUCCUGAUCCUAACCCGCUGCCACUUCGUGUUAUGGGUUCUCCAACAUUUGACCUUGGAAUUUGAUUGUUUUAAGGAUCCUAAUUAUUUAGAGCACCGGUGAGCUCUAAUGCCCUUCAACUACCUGGACAAUGUUCCUACAAAAUUGUGGGUUGAGAUUUAUCUGGUUUGGUGCAAAUCAUGCUCUGUUGGGCUCACUAAGUCUGGUUAGCCAUUACUUGUAAAAUUAGAUUUUUGGAUGCAAGCGUAGCUGUAUAUAUCGUAUAGUUGAUAGUGAAGUUCUGUAAAUGAAACACUGAAAUCCUUUCAUUUUGUUUUGAAAAUUUUGUUGCUGUAAGGAUCCAUUGUAUUUAAGUUAUGAAGAAAGUCUAUAAAUCUCACAAA
Molecule: messenger RNA, 4329 nt
Organism: Rhododendron vialii
Lineage: Eukaryota; Viridiplantae; Streptophyta; Magnoliopsida; Ericales; Ericaceae
Product: DEAD-box ATP-dependent RNA helicase FANCM
Exons: 23
Coding region: 145-4011 (1288 amino acids)
Biological process (GO): double-strand break repair via synthesis-dependent strand annealing; replication fork reversal; interstrand cross-link repair
Molecular function (GO): ATP binding; four-way junction DNA binding; hydrolase activity
Source: RefSeq, a predicted model, not a curated record